AUGUCCCUCUCUGAAGUUCAAAAGCAAAGUCAAAAUGUAAGCCAAGUUACUCCAGAAAAGGAGAACUGGAAUAUCAUCGUUAGGGUGAUACGUUCAUGGUUCGUUCCAGAUUUCACUAAACAGAGGUGUCCUUUUUCCAUGGAGUUGGUUAUUCAAGACAAAGAGGGUUCUAAAAUACAUGCUUCCAUCAGACGUACUCUAAUUUACAUAUUUCAGACUGAAAUUUCUGAAGGUCAUGUUUAUGCCAUCCAAAAUUUCAGUGUGGCUCCGAAUUCUGGAAUAUACAGAACUACGCACCACCCUUAUAAGAUUAAUUUCCAGUUUGGUACCAAAGUUAGUUUGCUUCAUGGUAACUUGGUUCCUGAUCUGAAACCACAAUACACACCUUUGUCAUUAUUGACAACCACUAGAUUUGAUACUGAUUAUUUAGUUGAUAUAUUGGGAUUACUGGUCGGAGUGGGUACUGAAAGAGAAUUGCAAGUUAAUGGAAAGACAACAAAAUUAAAUGUUAUUGCAAUUGAAGCUGAUGGAAUGUGCUUUGAGGCAUUUGAUAGAACACUAAGAGAUAUUAUGCGAAAUGUUGAUGAUGCCAAUAAUGACAAACCAUUUGGUGGCAAAGCAGUUGUCUUGGGAGGUGACUUCAGACAAAUUCUACCCGUUAUCAAGAAAGGAUCUAGGUUUGAUAUCAUCAAAUCAGCAAUCAACUAUUCAGAGUUAUGGAAUUGUUGUAAAGUGCUCAAACUGUCCAAGAACAUGAGAUUAAGUACUACAACAAACAAUCAAACAACCAAUGAUAUCAAAGAAUUUGCUGAUUGGAUAUUGAAAAUUGGAGAUGGACAAAUGGAUGCAAAUGAGAAUGGUGAGUGCAUGGUUGAAAUUCCAGAAGAGCUACUGAUUAUAAAUACAGAUUUACCUUUAUUGUCAUUGGUUGAAUUUGUCUAUCCUCAAUUUGUGGUUAACAUGACGAAGCCUAAUUAUUUUGAUAAUGGAGCAAUCUUGUGCCCAACUAAUGAUUUUGUAGAGCAUGUAAAUGAUUUCAUGUUGUCUUUAUUAGGUGGUGAAGAGGUGACUUAUUUAAGUUCAGAUACACCUUGCCAAUCUGAUGAACAAGAUGAAGUUCAAUUUGAAUGGUUUACAUCUGAAUUUUUAAAUGAUAUCAAAUGUUCAGGGAUACCAAAUCAUAAACUCAAGCUCAAAACAGGUGUGCCAAUUAUGCUCUUGAGAAAUAUUGAUCAAGCAAAAGGUCUUUGCAAUGGCACAAGAUUGCAAGUCAACCGUUUGGGAAAAAAUGUAAUCUCUGCAACUGUAAUUACUGGAAAAAACAUUGGUGACAAGAUUUUUAUACCAAGAAUGGAUUUAGUGUCAUCUGAUUCAGGAUUGCCUUUCAAAUUUCAAAGAAGACAGUUCCCAGUUUCCUUAUGCUUUGCAAUGACGAUUAACAAAAGUCAAGGACAAACACUUUCUAAAGUGGGACUUUAUCUUCCACAACCUGUAUUCACACAUGGCCAACUAUAUGUUGCUAUUUCUAGAGUCAAAACCAAGAGAGGAUUGAAAAUACUUAUAUUGGAUGAAGAUGGAAAUGUCACAAACACAACUAAAAAUGUUGUGUACAAAGAAAUUUUUGAAACUCUUUGACAAUGAACACAUUAUAGGUAUGUAAUUUCUAAUUUUGUUUUAAUUUGAAAGUUUGUAUAAAUAUAG
This is a messenger RNA of Vigna unguiculata (cowpea), 1701 nucleotides long. RefSeq names its product replication protein A 70 kDa DNA-binding subunit B-like. The record is from RefSeq and is a predicted model, not a curated record. Lineage: Eukaryota; Viridiplantae; Streptophyta; Magnoliopsida; Fabales; Fabaceae.